CGACGUGAUUUCGGGACAAUGGGCGACACAAACAUGGCAUCUUUCACUGCUAUUGGCCGGUCCUUUGGUGAGUCGGACGCAACACGGCGCGGGCACAGCGCGAUGGAGGCGCUGGGACAUGCCGAUAGCAUGGGCCACGGUGCACCGAAUUUGCUCCCUGUGAGAUUUCACGAUGACUCGAUCUUGUCAAUACCCGUGCUGCGGCCAGAGGACAUCGAAAAAGCCGCGUCUUCCAACGCUGACGCCGCACGUUCAGACGACGGGGCGGGAGGAAAACCGUCGUUUUUCCACCGCAAGUCCACGAGCGGAGCGUCCAGCGGCUCCAAGCAAAAGUUUUCAAUGCGGGAGGUCACUCGCCGUGACUAUCUUGCACACUACGCCAAGGACAGUGACGGCCAGUACGCGGGGACAGAAGAGCCCGCGGCAGACUGUAUCCUGAGGGGCGAGGAUCUGGUGCGUUAUCGAUCUCAGAAGAAGGACUUCGGUGCGGGUGUCGAUGAUUUGGCGAAUGAAGUG
Messenger RNA from Exophiala aquamarina CBS 119918, 516 nucleotides. RefSeq lists its product as uncharacterized. The record is from RefSeq and is a predicted model, not a curated record. The transcript has a single exon. Lineage: Eukaryota; Fungi; Ascomycota; Eurotiomycetes; Chaetothyriales; Herpotrichiellaceae. Bases 173 to 439 code for a protein of 88 amino acids.